Sceloporus undulatus (fence lizard) is the source of this 1113-nucleotide messenger RNA. It is a transcript of the gene ABHD12B, whose product is annotated as abhydrolase domain containing 12B. Gene Ontology annotation, biological process: monoacylglycerol catabolic process; phosphatidylserine catabolic process. Gene Ontology annotation, cellular component: endoplasmic reticulum membrane. The record is from RefSeq and is a predicted model, not a curated record. The transcript is spliced from 13 exons. Gene Ontology annotation, molecular function: monoacylglycerol lipase activity; phosphatidylcholine lysophospholipase A1 activity. Lineage: Eukaryota; Metazoa; Chordata; Lepidosauria; Squamata; Phrynosomatidae. The coding region runs from base 1 to 1005 and encodes 334 amino acids.
AUGUCUAUGGCUCUUCUGGACUGGUUCCAAGACAAUAAAAUCAAGACACUGCUGCUGAAUGUAUUUGUUUUAUAUGCUUCUGUGCCCCUCCUUGUCCGAAUAUUUCCUCCUCUGUUACAAAAGUGUGUCUAUCUCAAUUUUUUGAGUUUUCCUUUUGGAGUGGACUUCCGGAAGCCUGAAGUAUAUGUGAAUCACACAAGGAACUUCUAUCUCACCUCCGAACCAGGGGUCACCUUUGGCAUCUGGCAUGCUUUGCCUCAAAAUAGGUGGAAGGAAUCUGAAGGGAAGGACCACAGCUGGUUCGAAGAGGCGCUUGCAGAUGAUAAUCCCAUCAUAAUCUAUCUCCAUGGCAAUGGGGGGACCAGGGCAACGAGUCACAGAGUUCAUUUCACAAAGGCCAUGAGUGCCAAUGACUUUCACGUCCUGGCUGUAGACUACAGGGGCUAUGCAGACUCCACUGGUCAGCCAAGUGAGAAUGGCUUCACAAAGGACAUCCUGUGCAUUUAUGACUGGGUGAAAGCAAGGAGUGGGAGCAGCUCCAUAAUCCUGUGGGGGCACUCCCUCGGCACCGGAAUUGCGACCAAUACAGCAAGGAAGCUGAAAGAAACAGAUGGAAUCAUAGUGGAUGCAAUUGUUCUCGAAGCUCCUUAUACCAACAUCAGAGAUGCAGCGGCCAACAUCCCCCUUACAAAAAUCUAUCGCAAAUUCCCUGGUUUUGAAUAUUUAGUCCUGGACACAAUGGCCCGAGCUGACAUGUACUUUCGAAAUGAUAUAAAUGUCAAAGUGUUGUCCAGUCCUCUUUUGAUCUUACAUUCAGAAGAUGAUAAAGUCAUACCAGUACAGUUGGGAAGAAAGGUCUUUGAUAUUGCCUACAAUGCCUCUGAGAAGAAAGACAGUGUCCAGUUUAUUGCCUUCCCGGCAGCCAUGGGCUUGGGCCACGACCACAUAGCAACUAACCCCGAACUCGCUUCUAUUCUGAAAAAUUUUCUCAAGCGCAUUAAGUGACAUCUAUGCAGCCAGAUCUGCCACCAACCCCAAGACCACACCAGCAAGGAGACCUUCAAUUUCAGAUCCUAGACCUGUCACAGAUAAUAAAAGAAAUGGUAAUAACAA